UGAUUAAAAGACAUGGAAAUGAACACUUUUGGACAAGAGACCCCUGUGGUUGACUGAAUCGAGGAGCUCUCUGAAAAUGAGAGCGGUCCUAGCCUGCUAAAGCAGCCCCAAGAAGACAAUUCUGACCACCAGACCUCGUCUCUCAUCAGAAUAAUGACUGAUAAGGUAGUCUGUGUGGUUAAUGAAAACGACUCAUGAAAGCCUAAUAAGAAAAUUGAAAGGAACCAUUUUCAAGGAAGUGACAUUGACUCAGUUCAGUCCAAAGAAAGAACCACAACUUUGUCAGCCGAGAAAUUAGAUGCCAAGCAUCUUGAAGUGCUAACUAGAGCUGCUAAUACUGAUCGUAGGAUAAUUGAGUCGAAGGAUGCCCUCAAGUUUACACUUAAUAUAAACGAUAUCCCGGCUGAAGUUCUAGAUGAGUCAAUAAAACCAGUGGCAAAACUAGGAUCAGAAGUUCCUGCUCAAUAUCUAAGCCGGGAAUUUGGAGAGAAUUUACUUAAAAAUCUGCAGAAUUUCAACUCAGUUCUUGACACAAAGCAUAAGGACAUCGCCAGGAUCAGAGAGCACUUAGUCACUCUUGAAAACAACAUCAAUAGACAAGUGGAUGAGUUCUUGAAAGAUAUGGUGAGCACCAACAUGAGUUUGGAGAAGAUGCUCCUAGAUCCAUGCCAAGAGAAUCAGUCUGAGACCCUAAUCGACAACCUGUGUCUCAAACUAUACAAGAAUUACUUGUUCGAGAGCAACCACAAGAUCAACCUGACUUUCUACAGAGAACUUAAGGUUAUCAAAGACUAUAUUUUAGGAUUAGAUAUGGGCCAAAGAAAUCAUCAAAUCCAGAGAAUACCUCAAGCUCUAGGUGUGAGUACUCUACAAGAGCUUCUGAAUGACUUUAGGCCAUCAGGAGAGCGUCCUAAGGCUGACUUGGUAGACAAACUUGAGAGUCGUUCCCACUCGAAGUAUCUUGAUAGCUCAAAUUCCCAAGCUAAAGAGAAUAAUUCUAAAAUAAAUUUAAGUUUUGAAGAUGAACAAUUCACUCAGAGUCUACAAAAGAAAUUUAGGAGUCCAAUGAAGCUAAAUACAAGAAAGAGAAUACAAAGAGAAAGGCUACACUCAACUUCAGUUUUCGAGAGAAGACUCAGACCUCAGCCUCUUGACUUCCAGCUUGGUAUGAGAAGGGAAUGUAAAUUUAAGGAAUCUGAGAGCCAAAAUCUUGACUCAGCAAAUAAUUUUCCGAUACUGAACCUAAAUGACUCUCCAGCCCUCCAGCCUUCACUUCCUUUUGCUGCUGAUAUAAAGAUAGAUCCAGGAACUAUAACACAGAUGCUGAUACAGAGACUUUCUAAAAACAAUGAGCUUGUGCAUCUUAAUGAUCUCUGUCGUAUCUUACCAGAUACUGACUUGAAGAAAUCGAGAUCUUACUCACAACAGAUUUAGGAGCCUAGGCGAAGAUUAUGCCAAAUCUUAGCUUUCUCACACUUCUGGAAUAGACAUGACAGCUCAGAUGGGUGGAAAGAAGCACAAUGCUAUCAAAUUUUGCAUAAGAUUUGUGC
Moneuplotes crassus is the source of this 1550-nucleotide messenger RNA. The record is from the annotation of a GenBank genome assembly. NCBI's taxonomy places the organism in Eukaryota, Ciliophora, Spirotrichea, Euplotida, Euplotidae.